This is a messenger RNA of Punctularia strigosozonata HHB-11173 SS5, 1233 nucleotides long. RefSeq lists its product as uncharacterized. The record is from RefSeq and is a predicted model, not a curated record. The coding region runs from base 1 to 1233 and encodes 410 amino acids. Lineage: Eukaryota; Fungi; Basidiomycota; Agaricomycetes; Corticiales; Punctulariaceae. The transcript is spliced from 6 exons.
AUGCCGUACAGUGUUCGGAACGCACAUUAUCUGCGGAUUUCCCCUCACAGCGUUAUGCCAUUCUACCUCUAUCUAGAUGAACGACAUGUCGAGUGGAUGUCUGAUCGGGUCCUGCAGCGAGUACUCGCAGACCUACAACCAUUACUAAUACCUAAACUGAGGGCGGAGGCGGAUGUAACACCCGGAAACGCUAAUUCAAAUGGGAAAAAGGGCACUGUAGAUGUUCAUAGAGGCGACGAUUAUCAAUUCGCGUUCUUCUUCAGGCAAACCGAGCCGCAUUCCGUUCUGAUCAAGACCAGAGACUUCAUAGUCGCGCCUACUCAACCUGCGCCGCCCGUCCCGAGCGGUACAGCAUCAGAACGCGCUCCCAAGUCAGGAAAAGACACCUGGAAGGGCGCCACGGGUAAUACUACGACUAAGAAACGAAAGAAAGGUUCACGAACACGCCGGGACGUCGGUUCAGACGAGAGCGAUACUGCCGGUUCAAGCUCAGGAGAGGACGCCGCGUUUCAAUCUCCUCCUAAGGCCAUUCAAACAACUAGGCGAUCUACCCGGAGAAAACGCGCAGCACCUACUUACGAUGAACCCGAGGAAGGUACCACUCAGGACCCAGAAUUUCGAAUGCAGGGCACGCUUGAUGAUCCGUCGCAGCCGCGCUCACCCCAGGUGAAGGAGGAAGACCCUGAUUCACCCUUGCCGGGUGAUCCCGGACGAAGAGAUACGUCUCGGACGCCUAUUGAACUCCACGUCGACGAGGACGAGGCAAAGCCUAAGCCUCUGCUCAGGCUGAAGUACCAAGGAUUCAAUAUCGUCGGACGGUGCCUAUCCGUGGUGGUGGAGCCUUGGCCGCCCAUCCGCGCGACAUCGGUUGCACCCGUGUUCACGCGCUCUGCUCACGCAAGGCCACAGAACAUCAUCGCGCCUCCAUCAUCGCGGAGAGACGAGGCAGCGAGCAUGCGUGCUCAGACUCCGCUUUUCUUACCGGACGACGAUCCCCGUGCUACACCGGCACCCUCAAGCUUCCCCGUGUCUCCGCCGCACCCACUCCCACCUCUUCCUUCCUUCGAUGACGCGGAGGAACAACAUCUGGACUUCGAGGAGGAUGGUUUAAUCCAGUUCAGCCAGGCACUCAAAUCCGGAGGUGGCUUACGCGCCGGAGAGGCUUACGAUGACGAUGAGAUGGACGGCGCGGUAUUCUUUGCGGACGCAGACGAGGCUCGCGAGUUGUACUGA